Molecule: messenger RNA, 1587 nt
Organism: Fusarium pseudograminearum CS3096
Lineage: Eukaryota; Fungi; Ascomycota; Sordariomycetes; Hypocreales; Nectriaceae
Exons: 1
Coding region: 1-1587 (528 amino acids)
Source: RefSeq, a predicted model, not a curated record
AUGGCCUUUUGGGUGGUUGACGGGGGUCGUCCGCUUGGACUUGGUACUACCACUACAUCUGCCGCUGCCGCUAUCAACACAAGCCGGGGUCCGUACUAUGUGGGCGGUAAACGGAGGGUAAGCAUCUCCGAAGGCGGCGAUGCAUAUUCAUAUUCCCAUGCUCCCGGCCAUGGCGAUGCCUUCAAUUUCGAUCCAAAGAGAUCUAGGCUUGCCGAUGAGCUUCCUUACGACGCAUACGACAACACGCCAAUGACCAUUCCUGGUCCCAGCGGUUAUUCCUCACCACAACCGCAUGAUCAUUUCUCACCUUACUACCAACAACCGCAGCAACAGGCAUUCCAACCCAGAAUCCAUCAUGGCAACAAAUCCGCCCACCCAUACAACCACCCCUGCAACUCUCUCACAGAAGAUGAAUUCCUAUACCACGACGACAUCGGUUCUUCCACUCCCCCAUUGAUUCAUCGUCCCGACUCAGCACCUGUCAAGAACCUCUCUUUUCUCGUAAUUCGCGAACGUUCACCAACCCCGGAGGGCUUCCCCUCUAUCGAUGCUAGUUUCGAUCUUGGCGCCUUCGGUCCAGCACCCGAAUCUCGGCCGGCUCCGUCUUUCGGGCCCCCCGGACCACCACCGGCUCCCGCACCAGCCUCAGCACCAGCACCCGUCGCCGAUGCCUGUUCUAUGGAACGCACAGCCUCCGGUCUAUCCAUUUCAUCCGACACCACUCAACCAUCACUUGCUAGUCUAUCCCCCCUAAACGACGACAAUGAACCGGGCUUCCUGAGCGACCUCGCUGCCGCACGCUUAGUUCGUGAUCACGUCGCCCACUCUGGCUUUUCCAGUUCCAAUCGUCGAAGACAUCGCGGUGUUGACUCACGCCAUGGCCGCAUCCUGAGAACUCUCAUUAACCCCAAAUCCCGUGCUGCCGACUUCCCACUCGACGACAACGCUCUGCGCAGCAUCUUCUCCGCCGCCAAUGAACUCUUCUUCGGCAAUCGCCUUGCCGGUCGUGUUGCAUGGGACUGGAGUCACCCUGCAAGCGCCCAGUACCAGGCGCAUAUUGUUGGCACCACCGCUGUGCGACGUUCCCGUGAUGGUGGCUACGAGACCCUCAUCGUGCUGUCGUCACCUAUCCUCCAGGACACAAAGUACAACCGACGUCUCCUGAUCUCAACAUUCCUGCACGAAAUGAUCCACAGUUACCUCUUUGUAGUAUGCGGACUGAAAGCCCGCUACGAAGGUGGUCACACCGAAGGGUUUCGCCAGAUCGCCGACACUAUCGAUCGCUGGGUCGGUCACAGCUAUCUGCGUCUCAGUGAAAUGGAUGCUGAUCUGGAGCACUUCCGCCAGCACCCGGCAUGUGGGCACGACCAGCAUCAGGUGCGCAGUCGAAGUGCAGACGGGCAGGAGAGGAUACCCUGGCGCAGCGAGAGAUGGGAAGAUGGAGAACGAGAACGAGAAAGAAGCGUCAUCUAUCCGACCGAGCUUCACCCACGGCCACAUCCCAGCUACGAAAACAGGGAUCGACAUGGGCGCGAGGGCCACAGGGCCCUUCAUGUCCGGAGAGGAAUCUCACCAUACGUUUACUGA